AACAUGGCAGAUCAAUUUGUGUUGUAUUAUCAUGUGACGGGGAAAAGCUCUCGUUCAUAAGACGGUCUUUGUGCAAGCUAUCGUAGAUUUUCCUCGCGAGGAAAACGUGUUGUCAGCUCGGUAAACCGUCGCGAUGGCGGACAUGACGAGUCCACCGUUCAGUGACAUUAAACGACCCGAGGAGGUGGUGGCGAUGGCGAUGAACGACGGCCUGAAAUUCGCCGUGCUGAUCGGACUGAUCGAAGUGGGACAGGUGUCGAAUCAGGAGGUUGUCAACACCGUGCUUCACCUGCUGGUGGGCGGCGAAUUCGACAUGGAACUGAACUUCGUGAUCGAGGAAGCACAGAAUAUCAGGCACAUGCUGGAACUGGUCGAUCAUUGCCCGGCCAAUCUCCAGGCAGAUCUGUGGUUCUCCAUAAAUUUGUUCACCGCAAAAUUGAGAAUCUCAGUGCGGAAUAUUAAAACGUGUACAGAAGUAAACCUCAUCGAACUUGUGCUGGUUCGAUUGUCCCGCGCCGAAACUGUCGUCGCAGAUCUGUUGAUCGACAUGCUUGGAGUAUUGGCCAGUUACAGUAUAACGGUGAAGGAGUUAAAACUUUUAUUCGGUGCUAUGAAAGCUGUAAAAGGAAAAUGGCCACGACAUUCGGCGAAACUGUUGAACGUUCUCCGUCAGAUGCCACAACGGAACGGGCCAGACGUGUUUUUCAGUUUCCCCGGUAGAAAAGGAUCGGCAAUCCUCCUGCCGCCGCUCGCGAAGUGGCCGCACGAGAAUGGAUUCACGUUCACCACGUGGUUCCGUCUGGACCCCAUCAACUCGGUUAAUAUCGAACGAGAAAAGCCGUACCUCUACUGUUUCAAAACCAGCAAAGGAGUUGGCUACUCGGCGCAUUUCGUCGGCAACUGCUUGGUCCUCACGUCCAUGAAAGUGAAGGGCAAGGGCUUCCAGCAUUGUGUCAAAUACGAGUUUCAACCGCGAAAGUGGUAUAUGAUCGCCGUAGUGUACAUAUAUAAUAGGUGGACGAAGAGUGAAAUUAAAUGUUUGGUCAACGGUCAAUUGGCUUCGAGCACAGAAAUGGCGUGGUUCGUUUCGACAAACGAUCCGUUCGACAAGUGUCACAUCGGGGCUACACCGGAACUGGAUGAGGAGCGCGUGUUUUGCGGACAAAUGAGCGCGAUUUAUCUGUUCAGCGAGGCUCUCACGACGCAUCAGAUAUGCGCUAUGCAUAGACUGGGGCCUGGAUAUAAGAGUCAGUUUCGUUUUGACAACGAGUGUUACCUGAAUCUGCCUGACAAUCACAAAAGGGUGAGUGAUGAGCCGGAGCUCACGAGCAUGGUGGACCAAAGUAUGCAAACUGUGCUUUACGAUGGUAAGCUGUCGAAUGCGAUUGUGUUCAUGUACAACCCGGUAGCUACGGAUUCUCAACUCUGCCUGCAAAGCGCACCGAAAGGCAACGUCUCCUAUUUUGUACAUACGCCACACGCCCUUAUGCUGCAGGAGGUAAAAGCUGUCAUCACGCAUUCCAUUCAUAGCACGUUAAACUCGAUUGGCGGCAUUCAAGUGUUGUUCCCUUUGUUCUCGCAACUAGAUAUGCCUUACGAUUGCAUAGCGCCGAACGAUGUUAAACGUGAUCCAACGUUAUGUUCGAAACUUUUGGGGUUUAUCUGCGAUCUGGUGGAGAGUUCGCAAACUGUGCAACAGCACAUGGUGCAAAAUCGUGGAUUUUUGGUGAUCAGCUACAUGUUGCAGAGAGCUAGCAGAGACCAUCUAACCACCGAAGUUCUCGCCUCGUUCUUGGAGCUCACUAAACACCUGGUCACGUGUCUCAGCGCGAACAGCGACUUGUUGUUGAAACAGCUAUUGGACCACGUCCUUUUUAAUCCCGCUCUGUGGAUAUAUACUCCGGCUCCUGUGCAAACACGGCUUUAUUCGUACUUGGCCACAGAGUUCCUCAGUGACACGCAAAUAUAUUCUAAUGUAAGGAGAGUCUCCACAGUAUUACAAACGGUGCACACGCUUAAGUACUAUUACUGGGUCGCCAAUCCGCGAGCAAAGAGCGGAAUCACACCUAAAGGACUUGAUGGACCACGACCACAGCAGAAGGAUAUUUUGACAAUACGUUCUUAUAUUUUGUUAUUUUUGAAACAACUGAUCAUGAUCGGGAACGGGGUGAAGGAUGACGAGCUGCAGAGUAUUCUGAAUUAUCUGACGACAAUACACGAGGACGAAAACUUACACGACGUUUUGCAAAUGCUUAUAUCUCUAAUGUCGGAGCACCCGUCGUCCAUGGUGCCUGCUUUCGACGCGAAGCAAGGCGUCAGGACGAUCUUCAAACUGUUGGCGGCGGAGAGCCAACUGAUACGUCUACAAGCCCUGAAAUUACUGGGUUUCUUCUUGAGCCGUAGUACGCAUAAACGGAAAUAUGACGUUAUGAGCCCUCACAAUCUGUACACGUUGCUGGCUGAGAGAUUGCUGCUGAACGAGGAAACACUGUCACUACCAACCUACAACGUUUUAUACGAAAUUAUGACGGAUCACAUUAGCCAGCAGAUCCUCUAUGCCAGGCACCCUGAACCAGAGUCCCAUUAUCGUGUAGAAAAUCCAAUGAUACUGAAAGUAGUAGCGACGCUAAUUCGACAAUCAAAGCAAACUGAGCAAUUACUCGAAGUGAAGAAGCUAUUCCUCUCGGAUAUGACAUUGCUGUGCAACAACAAUCGAGAAAACCGACGAACUGUUCUACAGAUGUCUGUAUGGCAAGAAUGGCUAAUAGCCAUGGCGUACAUUCAUCCGAAGAACACGGAAGAGCAAAAGAUCUCGGAUGUGGUAUACUCGUUGUUUCGCAUGCUUCUUCAUCAUGCUAUCAAACACGAGUACGGUGGAUGGCGUGUAUGGGUGGACACUCUAGCGAUCGUGCACUCCAAGGUGUCCUACGAGGAAUUCAAGCUUCAGUUCGCUCAGAUGUACGAGCAUUACGAGAGGCAGCGAUCAGAUAACAUCACGGAUCCCGAGUUAAGGCAGCAGAGGCCAAUCAGCACUAUCUCCGGUUGGGAUCAACAGCAUUCGGGGAAUAAUGGGUAUAACAAACCAUCGCCAUGGGGCAAUCAACAGAAUCACGAAGUGCAACACGUGGAAAGGAAUUACAAGGAGUUCGAGGGAACCGAGGGCAACGAUCGAAUGGAAGAGUCCUGCAGCUGCGACCUGAACUCGAUAGACAACACGGAGAGCGACGGUAGUCCAGCGAUCGUGAAAUCUCACAGCGAGACCAUGGACACAGCUCAGUCCAGCGAAGCGAUAUCCCUAGACUCGAGACUAAGCGACAAACCAGAAACACCGACAACAGCUCGCGAAAUGCACACGGACACACCGACGAUCCUCGAGGAAGGAAACAGCGAAGCAGUUUCCAUACCGACCACACAAGAAACCAGCGAGGCGAUAUCGAUAGAGAGCUCCAGCGACUUCUACAGCGAAGUCCACAAGAUCGAAGGUUCCAGUCCCGACUCGAUGCAAGAAGUUCUGAAAAAGGACGACGAACCAACAGCUGAACAGAAGCCUCAAGACGAAACUGUCUCUCAGCCAUCUUCCGCUGAGCAAACUAAGGAGAACGCCCAGGCUGCUGGGCAGAAGGAUGCCGAGAACACGGAAGAAACUGUAGCAACAGUCGAGGAAAACGCAGUUGCGUCUGACGCGGCUGAAUCGAACGUCGAGAAGACACCAGGGGUCGAAGCUGAGGUGAAAGUUGAGGUAGAGGCUGAGACCAAGGCUGAAGCUAAAGCUGAAGCCGAGGCUGAGGCUGAGGUCGAGGCUAAAACUGAAACUGAAGCUGAAGCUAAGACGGGAGAGGAGGUUGAAGUCUCUCCUGCAAAGGAGGAGCAGAAGGACGAAGAAGAGAAAGCUAACGUGGAGGAGAACGUUGCUCCCGAAGAAGAGAUUCCUUCCGACACGGCUGAAGCUUCCGAGAAACCGGAAGAGAAGGAAGAACAGACAGCGGACGAAAGUUCGAUGGACGUUGCCGCGAUGGAACAGGCCGAUUCGGAGACCGUGCUAUCUGUCUCACCUGGCGAGACACCUGAACCGUUGACCAUCAAGGACAUCGAGAAGCUGCAAUUGGAGAACGACAAAGAGGUGAUCGACAGCGACACCUCCGAGGCGUACUUAACACCGACAGAGAAUCAAGAGAAUUUGGUCGAGCUGAAGACGAAGGAGAUGGACAAGAUCGAGGAUAAUGCGACCGAUGACGUCACCGCGGAGAUCGUUGAAACGACGAGCGUUGCUGACGUUGAGAUGAACGUGAACGAGGGGACCGAGGAGGCCGUGAAAAAUUCCAAUUGCUCAACUAGCGUAAUAGAAAGUAACGACGAGGCAGGCGGUGCGAAGGUAGAUGUAGAAGAGGAGAAAGUGGAAAGCUUAGCGGGUAGUGAGUUAUGUAGCGAGAAAUGCGCGGUGGACUCUACGAAAGAGGACAAAAGUGCUGUUAUUAAUGAUAACGACGAGAAGGUAACUGAUAAACAUUCAAGGGAGCCGUCCACUAUUUCUACUAACGUAAGUGAUAAUCAGUCAGACAUUCCAGUGAGAACUGAGACCGAGGUAGAGGUAAAAGGUAGUGUUUGUAGUAAUAGCGAUAUUCAAAGUUCUGUAGAUAAUGUGACGCAAGUGCCAAAUCCUAAGCAGCAAAUUCCAACAAUAUCUACGGUCUGUGAUGCUAAUAAAAAUAUGCCCGACGGUGUGCCUAAAAUCGUUAGUUCUACAGUGGUUACCAGGGAUAAUAAUUCGUUGUUGAAUGACUUAACUCCGGAUCACGUAGAUGCCCAUCGCAGAUCCAGCUUACCGGUCGUCUCCACGGAGAACGCGGCCGACGAUAAUGUUAACAGUAACAGUAACGAACCUCCUUCUUUACCUGUACCCUUGCGGAAAACAUCGUCACCCCAGAAACGACCAAGGAGUGCCUCAACGUCCACGCAAGUGGAUCCCAAUCAUUUCGAAUCAAAACGAGCGAAGCAAGGUAAUCCUUCAACGAGACCAAUGUUCAGCCCAGGACCGACUCGUCCUCCUUUCAGAAUACCGGAAUUCAAAUGGUCUUACAUACAUCAGAGAUUACUCUCGGAUGUUCUCUUCUCGUUAGAGACUGACAUUCAAGUCUGGAGAAGCCAUUCGACGAAGUCAGUGUUGGACUUUGUAAACAGCAGCGAAAACGCAAUAUUUGUUGUUAAUACUGUUCACCUAAUUUCACAACUGGCUGACAAUCUUAUUAUUGCCUGCGGAGGAUUGUUACCCCUUCUAGCCUCAGCGACCUCGCCAAAUAGCGAAUUGGAUGUAAUUGAACCAACUCAGGGGAUGCCAAUUGAGGUAGCAGUUUCUUUUCUGCAAAGACUAGUCAACAUGGCUGAUGUACUUAUCUUCGCCAGCUCUUUAAAUUUCGGUGAACUGGAAGCUGAGAAGAAUAUGAUCUCCAAUGUAAUAAAAAAGAAAAGCGCACAUAAUUUAACACAAUACACCUUCUCGAAGUCACCCACCUUACAACAACACUAUCGUAGUUCACAAGUCUGUACAUGUGCCGUUAGAAACUGCUUAGAGUGUAAAGAACGUGGCAGAUCGUACAGCAUGUUAGGUCGGCAGAUUGGUACUAGUAAUAAAUCACAGCACAUACAGUCUCUUAUACGAGGAGCUCAAACAUCACCCAAGAACAUUGUGGAUAAUCUGGCACAUCAGUUGAGUCCUGUAAAGGAUCCUGAGAAAUUACUGCAAGACAUGGACGUGAAUCGCUUGAGAGCUGUGAUAUACAGAGAUGUUGAGGAAACCAAGCAGGCCCAGUUUCUGUCCCUUGCUAUAGUUUACUUCAUCUCUGUACUAAUGGUAUCAAAAUACCGCGAUAUUUUGGAACCACCAAUAUCGCAACGUCCACCAAGCCCUGUUCAAACAAUACAGACUAAUGGUGCUAAUCUGAGACCAGGUAGCCCUUCAGAUGGGAAUGGUGGUGGAGGAGGGCGGCCCCUGUUUCCACAGUGGUCUCACCACGUGUACCCACAGUUCCUCCCGGGAUCUCACCCUAACGCCAAUGCGAAUGCCAAUGCCAAUGCCAACCACCAUAUGAACCAGCACCACCACCAGCACCCGCUACCGGCUGCCAGGCACUCUAAUCGCCAGCCCCCCUCCAACUAUUAUCUCCCGAAUCACCACAGUAAUCAUUAUAACCAUCAUCCGAAUAACCAUAACUAUCAUCGUCAUCAUCAUUACCAUCAUCACAAUAACAACAAUCACCAUCAUACGCUUCAAAAGCAUAUCGAUCAGCCCCGAAAUCUCUGUCAUAGAAACUCCGGUGUUGGUCUGCAAGGAAGCGGUGGUAUAAUGAGUCAGGCUGGUUCUCAAGACGACGGUGAAUACGAGGUGAUAAUCGUCGACGAGAACAACUCGUCGAUCCUGGCGGAUCACGACGUUACGUCAUCUGGACCACCGUCGACGAAGGGAGGUCACAGUGGUAUACCUCGGCCACGGACAAUUCUCGAGGAUUACACCUCGUCAGAACCAACGCUUGGCUCCUCGACAAGACCCACUGAACCACUGCCACGAAAUGUCCAGAGCAACGACUCCAGCGAAGAAACGGUGCAUCGCAGCAAUAUCACCGCGGAUGCAAGUCCAUCUGAGGUUACCACCGACAACGAGAACAAACAUAACUCGUCGGAGGAGGCUUGGACCGACGUGAACCUGAACGAAGAUGGUGACACGAUGCCGAUGGCGAAUCAGAGAGAGGAUCCGCGAAACAUUCACAAUAUGGCUCAUUCUCGCGGUGACAUCCAGGACAACGAGGGGAACGUUCUGGAGCAAGGGAUGAUGGGUAACGCUGAACGUGGUGAAAAACCAUCGGCAGAGAUCUCUGUCGUCUGCGUGUCCGAUAGAUUGGUGAUGACUUCCGCUUCACCGCGACCGGAGGACGUACCUAUCAAAGGACUGGUCGAUCAUCUGCCAGUCCCGACGCCCUCGCGCGAGGCGUCGCUCACGCAAAAACUGGAAAUGGCACUGGGCUCUGUUUGUCCACUCCUGAGGGAGAUCAUGGUGGACUUCGCGCCGUUCCUCUCGAAAACACUCGUCGGCUCUCACGGGCAAGAGUUGCUGAUGGAAGGGAAAGGUCUGACCACCUUCAAAAACAGCAAUUCCGUGGUGGAACUGGUGAUGCUGCUUUGUUCGCAAGAAUGGCAGAACUCGUUGCAGAAACACGCAGGCCUGGCUUUCAUCGAGCUCAUUAACGAGGGAAGGUUGCUGUCUCACGCGAUGAAGGAUCAUAUAGUGAGAGUGGCGAACGAGGCCGAGUUUAUCCUGAAUCGUAUGAGAGCGGACGACGUGCUGAAGCAUGCUGACUUCGAGUCUCAGUGCGCUCAAACGUUGCUCGACCGACGGGAGGAGGAGCGGAUGUGCGACCAUUUGAUCACGGCCGCACGAAGACGGGACAACGUGAUCGCUAGUAGAUUGUUGGAGAAGGUCCGUAACAUUCUGUCGAACAAACAUGGCGCUUGGGGUUACAUGGAUCCAAUGGCUGCAAAGUUGGCCGAAUACUGGAAGCUAGAUGCUUGGGAGGAUGAUGCACGUAGACGUAAGCGUUUCGUGCACAAUCCACUAGGCUCGAGCCAUCCCGAAGCUACACUGAAGGCGGCACUCGAACACGGUGCACCCGAGGAUGCGAUCCUGCAAGCGCGUGAAGAGUUUCACGCGCAUCUCGCAGCCUCGCGUGCACAUCAACAGCAAUUGCAGUCGGCGGAUCUGAUGGACGACAGCGAGCUGUUGUCGGACGACAGGGACCUUGACAACGAUCUGACAGGCCCAGUGAACAUCAGCACGAAGGGAAAAUUGAUCGCGCCCGGUAUCGUUGCUCCUGGUAUUAUCUCCGUCACGUCCACGGAACUCUACUUCGAGGUGGACGAGGAGGACCCGGAGUUCAAGAAGAUCGACAGUGAGGUUCUCAAGUACUGCGAUCAUCUGCACGGAAAAUGGUACUUCUCCGAGGUGCGCGCGAUUUUUUCGCGCCGCUAUCUCCUCCAGAACGUCGCCAUCGAGAUCUUCCUGGCCAGUCGAACCUCGAUCCUGUUCGCGUUCCCGGACCAGGCCACGGUGAAAAAGGUGAUCAAGGCGCUGCCGCGGGUCGGCGUUGGCAUCAAGUACGGGAUUCCGCAGACUAGGAGAGCCUCGAUGAUGUCUCCGCGGCAGCUGAUGAGGAGCUCGAAUAUGACGCAGAAAUGGCAGCGGAGGGAAAUAUCGAAUUUUGAGUAUCUGAUGUUCUUGAACACCAUCGCUGGUCGAACUUACAACGAUUUGAACCAGUACCCCGUGUUCCCUUGGGUGUUGACCAACUACGAGACGAAAGAGCUGGACCUCAGUCUGCCCAGCAAUUAUCGUGACUUAUCGAAGCCAAUCGGAGCGUUGAACCCGAGCAGAAGGGCUUACUUCGAGGAACGCUUUCAAAGCUGGGAGCACGACAGUAUACCGCCGUUCCAUUACGGCACCCACUAUUCCACCGCCGCGUUUGUGUUGAACUGGAUGAUCCGUGUGGAGCCUAUGACAACGAUGUUUUUGGCGCUCCAAGGCGGCAAAUUCGACCACCCGAAUCGAUUGUUCUCCUCGAUCGCCCUCUCUUGGAAGAAUUGCCAACGUGAUACGUCAGACGUUAAGGAAUUGAUUCCGGAAUUUUUCUUCCUGCCGGAAAUGUUGGUAAACAGCAACCGGUAUCGGUUGGGUAGGCAAGAAGAUGGUAGCGUUGUUGGUGAUGUUGAAUUACCACCGUGGGCAUCUUCCCCGGAAGAGUUUAUACGAAUUAAUCGUAUGGCUCUUGAAUCGGAGUUCGUGUCUUGUCAAUUACACCAGUGGACCGACUUGAUAUUUGGUUACAAACAGAAAGGUCCAGAAGCUGUUAGAGCAACAAACGUUUUCUACUAUUUAACAUACGAAGGCAGCGUGGAUCUAGAUACGAUAACCGAUCCGGUAAUGAGAGAAGCCAUAGAGAACCAAAUACGAAACUUUGGUCAAACACCCUCGCAACUUUUAAUGGAGCCGCAUCCUCCGAGAAGCUCGGCGAUGCAUUUGUCGCCGAUGAUGUUCUCUAGCAUCCCAGACGACGUGUGUAUGACCAUCAAGUUCCCAUCGAACUCGCCAAUUUGUCACAUCUCAGCUAACACGUAUCCUCAGUUACCUUUACCAUCAGUCGUUACAGUCACUACUGGACAGCAAUUCGCUGUCAAUAGAUGGAACACUAACUAUGCGGCAUCUGUACAAUCGCCGAGUUACGCAGAUACUCCUCAAGCUCAAGCUGCUAAUCAGCCAUUAUCUAUGGAUCCUGUCCUGUGUAAGUCACAAGCGGCAAAUAGCUCAAAUCCCACGCUGCGACGUCACUUGGGUGACAAUUUCAGUCAGAUGCUGAAAAUAAGAAGCAACUGCUUCGUCACAACGGUGGACAGUAGAUUCUUGGUCGCAUGUGGUUUCUGGGAUAACAGCUUCCGUGUGUUCUCCACUGAAACUGCAAAAAUCGUGCAGAUAGUGUUCGGCCAUUAUGGAGUCGUCACAUGUUUGUCACGCAGUGAAUGCAAUAUUACAUCUGAUUGCUACAUAGCAUCUGGAAGUGCUGAUUGCACUGUUCUGUUGUGGCAUUGGAACGCUAGAACGCAGACGAUCGUUGGAGAAGGUGAAGCCCCUGCACCUCGAGCAACCCUCACGGGACAUGAAGAACCGGUCACUGCUGUCGUUAUUUCAGCUGAAUUGGGCUUGGUCGUAUCUGGAUCUUAUUACGGUCCAGUUCUAGUACACACGACUUUCGGUGAUCUUCUGAGAUCGCUGGAAGCACCAAAUGGAUUUUCUUCACCUGAAAAUAUCGCAAUGUCGCGAGAAGGUGUCAUUGUGGUGAAUUAUGAACGAGGACACAUAGCAGCGUUCACCAUAAAUGGAAAACGCCUUCGUCACGAGUCUCAUAACGAUAAUCUUCAAUGUCUACUUCUCAGCAGAGACGGCGAGUACUUAAUGACAGGUGGUGACAAACGAAUCGUAGAAGUUUGGAGAACGUUCAAUCUAGCUCUUCUUUACGCAUUCCCAGCUUGUGAAAGCAGUGUGCGUUCUCUAGCACUUUCACACGACCAAAAGUUUCUCCUAGCUGGCUUAGCCAACGGAUCGAUUGUGAUUUUCCACAUCGACUUCAACAGAUGGCACCACGAGUUCCAGCAACGCUACUGAGACUGCUUCGCGUACGUCUAGCAAAGUCGAACGAGCAAUGAACAAGUGUUCAUCUGUCGUUCGUCUUCCUUGCACAAUACAGACAGAUUUCUCUCAGCCAUCAUCAUGGUUGCGUCGCAACGAUCACAUCCACCUAAAAGUCAGUCUCGCAACAUCCAACAUGUGUGUACAACACUAACUCAACUAUAACACGUUGAAUUCGAGAGGGAGGGGAAAAAUAAAAACGCAUCGUGCAAUAACGCGAAGAUUGGACAAGAACGUUCGUCGAUCGUCUCGAUCGCUUUCGAACAAGAAGCGAUCUCGAGAAAAAUGACGGGCAACGGUCUGAUUUUUGAGUGUUUUACAGAUAGGAGCAACGAGCAACGACGCUUUCGUAAUCGUUUAUUACAAUCAAGUAGUGGGCGCAGAGAACAGUAGUCGCCGAGCAGCAGGUAUACUCACGAUAUUCAGCGUUCUAGCAAUAAAACAAGAAACAAAAAAAUAUUCGCUUUCUCGCGACUCUAAGGGAGGAGAAUAUUCGAGUGCUUCCGUGAGAUGACGCGAGCGAAUCGACGAUCACGCGCAAGCGCACGAAGGUAGAGCGAAGUUUCGAACACGGGGGCUAAGCUCGAGCUCGCGUUAUUCCGCGAUCUCAGUCGGUAUCGACACUUGCCUCGAGCUUUCUAACCGUGCAUAGAACGAGAGAGAGAGAAGGAGAGGAAAUUAAAAAUUCACACAAACGUUGAAAGAAAAGAAUAGAAACCGUGUCACUCUCUCUCGAACCGCUAGUCAAUUACGAACACACUCGAAUCUAUCUGUACGCUUGCGAAUACUCGAAGGCCGAUUCUCUGGACGCUGCUCUAAACGCGAUUAGAUUCCUCGAACAGCAGUCCUGCUACGAGGCGAUCGCGAGCAGUCUCUGUGUAGCAUGCCGGGGCCACGUUAUUUCCUUAUCCUUGGAAUUUUAACGUGGCCACGGCUCCCGACACA
Molecule: messenger RNA, 11170 nt
Organism: Habropoda laboriosa
Lineage: Eukaryota; Metazoa; Arthropoda; Insecta; Hymenoptera; Apidae
Gene: rg
Product: neurobeachin
Exons: 56
Coding region: 134-10201 (3355 amino acids)
Biological process (GO): intracellular protein localization
Cellular component (GO): membrane; cytosol
Molecular function (GO): protein kinase binding
Source: RefSeq, a predicted model, not a curated record